UCUUCCCCUCUAUCUCUCAAAAAAAAAAAAAAAAAAACCUACUCUGAUUCUCUCUUUCUCUUGCAUUUAUCUCUUUCUUCACAUCUCUCUAUUUCCUUCUUUCUUCUUUGCUACGGUUUCGUUUUCUUUACUUUGAAAUCAUCUAGAGCAGAGCUUCACUGCGCCAAACGGAGGCCUGAGGGAUUGGGAAUUGAACGGAUUCAUAUAUUUUUGUGUUGGAAUCACCUGAGUGGAUGAGGCUACUGCAUCUCCCUACCACAUGAUGGAGUCUCUCUUAUUUGAAUUCAAUUUCUUUUAUUUUUCUUACUGUUCCUUGUAACGAAGCAGAGGAUUAGCAAUUGAAUGAGCCUGUGGCUGUCAUGCUGUUGAGGAGGACGCCACUUCUUUGAGGAGGUUUUCUUGUGAGGGAUGGGAAAUUUAAUGCAGAUUCCCUUCGAUGUUUGCAUUCCAUUGCCUUUGUUCAGCUUCACAUUGAAGAUUAAUAAUGAUGGUGAUCAUGAAUCAUGAUUUGGAUGGUUUAUUAUCUCAUGAUAUAAACUACUUAAUGAAGUCAUCUAAUUUGUAAACAAUUGCCUGCAUGUAUUUAUUGUAAAUAAAUACGCUUUUUCAUCCAUUUGAGGCAGAUGGUUGAUAGAUUUUGAUUGUUUGUUUGGAAUUUGGACUAAUGGCUAUUGCUGGCCUGCACAAUGUUUCCGUACUUGAUUCUUCAUUCCUUAGAGAACCACAAUCAGAAGCUGUGACAAUAAGGGAUGAUGAUGGCAGAGCUAGCAACCAGGCAUCAUCAAUCCUACAAAUGUGGCGUGAGCUUGAGGAUGAGCAUGUGGUAAGUCAUGCCCGAGAGAGGAUUGGUGGGAGAGUACUUCACAAUAGAAGUGAUGGAUUGAGUUCUGACCUCUCAAGGACGGAUAUGUCUGACAGCCAUGGUAGUGAGCAUAGUGGCACCUCAGAGAAUGUGAGUGAGAAUGACUAUGGACAAUGGUCUCCAGGUCUAAUUGAAUCAGAGAAUGAACAAGAAGAUUCUUCUGACCUGGGUGAGAUUGAAAGGGAAAGGGUAAGGCAGAUUUUCCAGGAAUGGAUGAACUGUGCUGCAAGGGAACGCACAUCUAAUAUUUCCCGGAGGGGCAAUAGUUCUAGAUCAGAAUGGCUCGGUGAAACUGAACAGGAGAGGGUAAGAAUUAUAAGGGAGCGGGUACAAAUGAACAGUCGACGGAGAGGUACUUGUGUUGACCAUAGAGAAGAGCACGGUGCUGAACUUGUGGGUCAAAUAGAACAAAUUCUUGAUGGAUCAGUUGUUAACCACGAUAUAGGACAAACUGAGCAUACACGGAGAGGCAUUCAUCGAUUAUGUGGCAGGCAGGCUUUGCUUGAUAUGCUUAAAGGGGCUGAGAGAGAGAGGCAAAGUGAGCUUCAAGUUCUGUUGGAGCAUCGGGCUGUAUCACAAUUUGCUCAUCGCAACCGAAUUCAGGCAUUACUUAGAGGUAGGUUCUUGCGAAAUGACAGAAUAAUUGAAGACGAGAGACCAACAUCCACAGCUGCAAGUGAAUUGGGCUUACUGAGGCAAAGACAUACAGUAUCCGAUUUGAGGGAAGGGUUUUUCUCCAGAUUGGACCAUUCUAUUUGUGGUCAAGUAAGCAGCAGCAUGCGUGAUAUUUCAUCUAACACUGACAUUAAUGGUAAAGGAAGUGAACAAACCCAAGCAAAUAAUUCAAGGCAGUUCGUUGAUGAAUUUCAUGAACAAACUGAGUCAAAUAUUGAGGAAAGUGACAACCACAGGUUAUCAGAUGGUAGAACUGACAUAGGAAGUAACAUUUUUGAAGGUAGAAGUUCUCAGGAGCCUACUUCUGCUUCAGAAGCAGGGUCAGGACAAGUCUCGGAGAACGAGAUAAGAGGCGGGCAACAAUCCAUGAGUGUUGAGUUUGUUGAAAGUAGACAUGGUACUAGAGAAGAGGCGAAUGGGAACCGGAGAGAACGUAUCAAUGAAAAUGUAUCUGGAGAGCCUAUUCCUCUGUCAUCAACUAGCGAAGUAUUUUCUCAACAAGUAGAGCCAAAUGGAAAUGAAAGUUCUGCUCCCAUCUUAUCCAGUCAUGUGGAUGAUUUGGAAGGCAAUUCAGUUGAAGAUGUAAAUCAGCAUGAAUCUGCUGCACUAGUAGAGCAGUGGCAGAGUCAUCUUUUGGUAAGUGAGGCUGAAGGCUUGUUUGCAGAUGGUUUUGGAUCUAAUGAGUGGGGAGAUGAUAUUCGAGAUACCAUAGAUGGACGUCAACAAGAAACCAUUUCCAAUGAAUGGGUAGUAAAUGAUGAUAGAGAAGAAGCCUCUGAGGCGUGGCACCAAGAUGGUGGUUUUCAAGAGGCUGUUCAAAGUUGGUUAGAAGAACCUUCUGAACAGGAAGCUGUUCCUGUUGGAAGGAUGGAUCCUUUUUAUUUACCUGAUGAUGACAAUGUGUACAAUAUGGAACUUAGGGAACUCCUAAGUAGGAGAAGCGUCUCUACUCUUCUUCGUAGUGGUUUCCGUGAGAGUCUUGACCAACUGAUACAAUCAUACGUGGCAAGGCAAAGCCAUGCUCCCCUUGAUUGGGAACUGCAAGGAACAUCUCCCACUCCAGCAUCAGCAGAACAGGAACUGGAGCAGCAUAGUGGGGAUGAGAAUGAGGGUCAGGGAGAUUCUGUUCACAGUCCUCUUGCUCUGCCUGAUUCUGUUCACAGUCCUGUUGCUCUACCUUCCCCAUCAAUGCCCCCUGUUCAGCAGCACUGGAACCAGGAGUCACAGCAUUUUGCUUGGCCACAGCAUGACAUGCAUCAAUGCUUUGGAAUUGAGUGGGACAUCAUUAAUGAUUUGAGGAUUGACAUGGCUAGGCUACAACAAAGGAUGAAUAACAUGCAGAGGAUGCUGGAAGCCUGCAUGGACAUGCAACUUGAGUUGCAGAGGUCAAUUACACAAGAAGUUUCUGCUGCUCUCAAUCGCUCAGCUGGUUUAACAGGGUUGUGUGAGAAAGUUUUGCCAGAGGAUAGAUCUAAAUGGGAUCAUGUGAGAAAAGGAAUUUGUUGUAUAUGUUGUGAUAGCAAUAUAGAUUCUUUGCUGUACAGAUGUGGGCACAUGUGCACAUGUUCAAAAUGUGCGAAUGAGUUGGUCCAAAAAGGAGAAAAGUGUCCAAUGUGCAGGGCACCUGUAAUUGAGGUCAUCCGUGCUUACUCCAUCUCAUAAUAUAAUUUGAUGUUUGAAAGAAAAAUGAAGGAUCAAAAGGUUGGAAGAAAUUUGGAUUAACAAUAUAGAGGAAUUUGUCAGUUCCUGCUCCUGGAUCCGGCCAGGUAUUUAUUAUUUCCUGGGUUCUUCAAGCCAUGAAUUUUGGAAUAUUGAUUGUAUGAUUGACUAGACGAUUGGUUUUAACAUGAAUAAAGUUUUUGAAUGGAAAGAAUCAUAUUACUAUUA
Molecule: messenger RNA, 3424 nt
Organism: Hevea brasiliensis (rubber tree)
Lineage: Eukaryota; Viridiplantae; Streptophyta; Magnoliopsida; Malpighiales; Euphorbiaceae
Exons: 9
Coding region: 665-3199 (844 amino acids)
Source: RefSeq, a predicted model, not a curated record